AUGACUCGAAAUGGCCCUGUCUCGGGAGAUCCCAAGCGGGAUCCCAACAUGCCCGAUGAGGCGUUUCAGGCACCGUCUUUAACAAAUGACAAUGCCGAAGCCGGUCGACAAACCACAAACAAGCAGUCUGCUAAGGCUCCCUUGACACCUGAAAUCAGCGACGCACAAGCGACUCUUCGUCAAGCGUUCCCCCACGUUUACUCCUCGAGAGUCCCCUCGGCCCGCUCGUCCACCAGCUCCCUACAAGCCCUUAACGAAGACAUAGUUGUUGAUGCCCGGUCGGAAAAUGGCAGUAUUGGACGGAGUCCUCGGAGGGCAUCUCGCCAGUCGGACACUCAACCUGAAUACCCUGUCUAUCCUGACCAAUCCUAUGCCUCGCUACAGUCUCAAAUACAUCCGACCUGGCAAGCACCGCAUCUACGAACGCGAAGUUCCUGCCCGUCACAGACCGAAUCAGUUCCUCGGAUUCAUCCUCGUGCUGCUCGCACGGCCGGCAACACCCCGGUAUCGAGUCCAGGACUCUUCUCGAUGAGAAGCCCUCGCAACACCCCACCUAAUGCUUCCGAUGAGGAGGGCUCACUCGGCAGCCCCUACCUUCACCCUACGCACCUGCAGCCGCCAAAGGAAACACAUACUGUCGAAGUGGAACGAGAUAUUAUCACUGGGAACAAGCUUGUCAACCAGUACGAAAUUCUCGAGGAGCUUGGGCGGGGCGAACAUGGCAAAGUGAAGCUGGGAAGACACGUUACCACCAAGCAAAAGGUGGCCAUCAAGAUUGUCCAACGGUACUCCAAGCGCCGCCGAUUAGGCAAGCUGGGCAACCCAGAGGACAAAGUCAAGAAAGAGGUCGCUAUUCUCAAAAAGGCACGGCAUCCCAAUGUCGUUAGUUUGCUCGAGGUCAUCGAUGACCCGAAUCAACAAAAGGUCUACAUAGUGUUGGAGUAUGUCGAGAACGGUGAGAUUGUUUGGCGGAAGAAGGGAUUACGAGAAAUCGUCCACGUCGACAAGAUACGGCUUGACCGCGAGAAGGCUGGAAUCCCUGAUACCCCGGCCUUCUUGCAGGAGAGCCAACAAUUCAUCCGGACGGCUCAACAUCUACGUCGGCAACGAGAAAAGGCACGAGCGCGGGUCGAAGCGCAGGCCGCGGACGCCCAACAAGGACCGAUUCCCGGCUGGAGUUUGGAACAUGGUGCCGAGUCAUCAGACGAGGAAGAAGACGAAGGUUUAGGGCUGGCUAUCCGGAGAUCGUCCAUCCGCUCUGCUGCGGUCACCGAUGAUACCUUUCCUAGUCAAUCCUCUUCCCAGGAUGAACUCGCCGCCAUCGAGGGUAGUAUGUACGGUGCCUACACCGAUUAUCCUUUUGAGCGGCGGUUCAGUACAGCUUCCAGCAGCUUUGGUUAUCCUCCAUCCGAGCCGGAGUGGUCUGCAGAUGGGGACGACUUGUCGUAUGUCCCUUGUUUGACUAUCGCCGAAGCGCGUAACGCAUUCCGAGAUUCCGUCCUCGGACUGGAGUAUCUCCACUACCAGGGUAUUAUUCACCGGGACAUCAAGCCGGCGAACCUGCUAGUUACCGGCAGCCAUCGCGUCAAGAUCUCUGACUUUGGUGUUUCGUACUUGGGACGGCCCAUGCGUGACGAAGAAGAAGAGCAAUUGGAAGCGACUGAUGCGACCGAGCUGGAUGAUGCCCGUGAGUUGUCCAAGACAGUUGGCACUCCUGCUUUCUACGCCCCCGAACUCUGCUACACCGGCGACGACUUUGUUGAAACCAUUGGUUCUAUUCCUAAGAUCACUGGUGCCAUCGAUGUGUGGUCUCUGGGAGUCACAUUGUACGGGAUGGUCUUUGGCCGUCUUCCCUUUGUAUCAGAUGAUGAAUACAGCAUGUUCCAGACCAUUGUCAAGAAAGAGGUCUUCAUCCCGCGCAAGCGCCUUGUGCCUGUGAAGGAUGAGACUACCGACGGGCUCCAGAGGUUCUGUCGUGACGCCGGUGAGCUCGUAUACGAGGACAUUGAUGACGAGCUGUACGACCUACUGCGACGAUUGUUGACGAAGGACCCGGUCAGGCGCAUCACAUUGAAAGAGAUCAAGCAUCACCCUUGGACUUUGUACGGUCUGCCCAACCCCCGUGCCUGGGUGGAAGAGUCAGAUCCCGGUUUUCAAAGCAAGGGCAAGAGGAUCGAGGUUUCGAACGAGGAGGUUACCAGUGCUGUCAGCAAGGUGCCUUUCAUUCAGCGUGUCCGAUCCAACGUUGCCAAGUGGUUCUCUGGUCGUUCCUCGAAGGACAAGGAACCUCGCAAGCGUACCUCGACGAAUUCCUCGGACACUUUGUCUUCGAUGUCCAGCUCCAGUACUUUUGGAAAAGCUUCGCGCGACAGUCGUCGAUCCAGUUUACGAGGGGACGAGGAUAUCUUACGGUCGUCCAAGAUUGGAUCCGGCGAACAUCCGCUGGCCCAGAGUGUCACUGCUAGCCCGGUAGACGAGCAAAGCUGGACUACAUCCUACUUCCCUAGCUUACCGGUGGUCGAGACCACGCCUGUCCCCGCUCCCGUUCCUGUCCCGACUGUGACACGACCGGUUCCACGACGUGCGAAGUCUUCGAUGUCCACCGCAGAAUCUACCAAGACCGUGAAGCAGUCCAGCUUCGAUUCGCACAGCACUGUGCGCCCCCGAACGGGUACACCUUCGAUCCUUGAAGCCUUAGGGACAACCAGCAUCGGCAGUAUUUUCAGCGGUGCGACCAAGCGUGCAUCGGGUGCAUUCGGUUCAAGUCGCAGCCGACGUACCUCGCCAAGUGGUGAGACAGCUUCUCUGGAUGGAGACCAUCGCUCUGUGCCCAGUCUCGCUGUGAGCAAUGCCUCCGCUGUUGGCCACCUACGAACAACUGGUCUAUGGCAGGCUGCAAUUCCUUCGCCUGCCACCACCUCAUUGUCAGGAUCUGCUCACCGACGCAAUCGGUCCCAUCAACUUGCAGGCAAAUCCUCUGCGGAAUCCUUCAACCUCACCCGGGAGGCGCUCCUGCGCCGUCGGAGGAGUGACAUCGAGCCCAGUGCCGAUGAUGCUUUGGCUCCGAGAGUCGCAAGUGAAAGUGCCAUGUACUCAACGGAUUCCCUAUACUUGCCAUCACUAGCUCCACCCCCGGAGCCUGCACAUCCCGCCGACAAUCCCAGCAGUGGCCUGAUCAACCCAACCCCUUCUGCCGCCACCAUCUCUUCCUCCUCUGCCGACGACUUCACCAGCGGCAUGUCCCAGAGCGCUUCACAUCCCAGCAUCCCGUCUGUUGUCUCCGGGGCCUCUUCGCUUUCCGGCGAUGGCCUCUACCUCAAUGACAAAGACUCGAACGUGCCAUCUAUCCUACGAAACUCCAACGUACCAUCUAUCCUACGAACCGGAGAGACCGUAAAAGCCCACCGCCUGGGCUCGCUGCGGCCCGAGGAAGACGAAUCAAGGUACUACUGCGAUGACGAAGACGAGGACGAGUCCGAAGAAGAGAUUCUUGUGAUCGGCAAGAAGAAAGCGGCUCCCGACAACAAGGCCAAGCCCACUCUCCGAACAUCAGGCUGA
Penicillium cinerascens is the source of this 3558-nucleotide messenger RNA. Its product is annotated as putative serine/threonine protein kinase. NCBI's taxonomy places the organism in Eukaryota, Fungi, Ascomycota, Eurotiomycetes, Eurotiales, Aspergillaceae. The coding region runs from base 1 to 3558 and encodes 1185 amino acids. The record is from RefSeq and is a predicted model, not a curated record. Gene Ontology annotation, biological process: protein phosphorylation; intracellular signal transduction. The transcript has a single exon. Gene Ontology annotation, cellular component: cytoplasm. Gene Ontology annotation, molecular function: ATP binding; protein serine/threonine kinase activity.